AUGCCUACGCCACCAUCCCAGUGGGCAAGCACCGUCCACUCGGCUGAGGUGGAGGAUGUGCGCUUCGUCAGGCUUCUGCAGCAAACAUUCUCCAUUCUGGCUUCCCACCCCCAUGCCGAGUCAUCGUCGCGCACUGCGAUCCCAAAGGAUUGA
Molecule: messenger RNA, 153 nt
Organism: Coprinopsis cinerea okayama7#130
Lineage: Eukaryota; Fungi; Basidiomycota; Agaricomycetes; Agaricales; Psathyrellaceae
Exons: 2
Coding region: 1-153 (50 amino acids)
Source: RefSeq, a predicted model, not a curated record